AGGAAGCGGAAGUUGCCGGCAAGAUGGCGGCUAUUGAAGAAGAGGAGGAAGCGGCCCCUUGCAGCGGCCGGAGGAUGAAGGCGGCGACGGUGGGGCUGUGGCUCCUUCGUGGAGUCGUCUUGUGCGCCCUGGCGCCGGGUUCAGGCCGGUGUAACUCUGUGGAGAAGAAAAUCUACAUCCCGCUGAAUAGAACAGCCACCUGUGUCCGUCUCCUGAAUGCCACUCAUCAAAUAGGCUGCCAGUCCUCUAUGUUUGGAGACACCGGCGUCAUUCACGUGGUAGAGAAGGAGUCGGACCUGAAGUGGGUGCUGUCAGAUGGCCGACACUCCCCGUACAUGGUGCUGCUGGAUGGAAAGCUUUUUACAGGACCGGUGAUGAUGAAGCUGAAGGGCAGCUCCCGGAUUGCAGGCGUGGCCGUGGCCGUCUCCAAGACCAGCCCGUCGGAAGGUUUUUCUCCUGGUCUUCAGUGUCCCAAUGACGGCUACGGGGUCUACAACAGCAGCUAUGGCCCAGAAUAUGCCCACUGCAACCCGACCAAAUGGAACUACCUGGGGAACAGCCUUUCCUACCUGGAUUUUGGCUUCCCGAUCUUCCUUCUUCAGGAUGAAAGCGAAAGCGAGGUUAUCAAGCAGUGCUACCAGAAAUACAACACGCCUCAGAACGGCUCCGGCCCAGAGUAUCCCCUCUGUGCCAUGCAGCUCUCCUCCCACAUGCACGCCGUCACCAGCACCGUCACUUGCAUGCGCCGCAGCCUCAUUCAGAGCACCUUCAGCCUCAACCCAGAGGUGGUCUGUGAUCCUCUUGCCGAUUACAACGUCUGGAACACGGUGCGGCAGGUGAACGAUUCGGAGAAGCUGGAUCCUAAAAGUGUCAUCAUCGCUUCCUCUCGAAUUGACAGCCACUCUUUUUUCUGGAACGUGGCCCCGGGGGCCGAGAGCGCCGUGGCUUCCUUUGUCACCCUCCUCGCUGCAGCUGAAGCCAUCCAUAAAAUCCCCGAUGUUCAGUCGCUGCCCAAAAACAUCAUGUUCGCCUUCUUCCAGGGGGAGACUUUUGACUACAUCGGCAGUUCCCGCAUGGUGUACGAUAUGCAGAACGGGCGCUUUCCCUUCCAGCUGGAGAACAUCGAUUCCUUCCUGGAGCUGAGCCAGUGUUUUGCCUUUUUCUUCCAGGUCACCCGCAUGCUGUAUGGUUUCCUGAUCCAGUCCAACAACUCCUGGUUCCAGGCCAUCACUAGGCCAGAUUUUAAAGGGCCUCUGGGCGAUGAGCCCCUCCAGUAUUACAUCGCGGUCUCCAGUCCCGUCAACUCCACCAGCCUCGUCCAGUAUGUCUUGGCCAACCUCACCGGGACCCGCCUGGGGGACAACAUCACCAAGGAGCAUUGCAAAGAUUCCAAGGACGAUUUCUACAGUUACAUGUGGGUGCAGGGCUCCCCGUACCCCAACGCCAGCUCCCCCCGCAAGCCCUUCUGCGUCAGGUCGACGGUCCGCCGCACGCCGGCCUCCUCUCCGGCCUUCGAGCUCCAACAGUGGGGAUCCACCGAGUUUUCCACCUGGACGGAGAGUCGCUGGAAGGAGCUUCAUGGACGCAUCUUCUUGGUCGCCAGCAAACAGCUGGAGAUCGUCACCCUGGUGCUGGGCCUCGUCAUCCUCAUCGUCUCGUUCGUGGCCACCUACUUCAUCAACGCCAAAGCCCACGUGCUUUUUUCCACGCCGGGGGACUCCGAAACCGUGGCCUACUGACCGACCUGCGCCCGGGGACUCUGCAGCGCUACGGACCAAGGAAUUGGGCGUGAAUUGGGCCCUUUGACCACCGUGGAGUGAGGGGGUGUGUCUCGAAGGGUCAUGUUCAACCUCACCCCGUUGAGAGAGAGACAGACAGACAGUCACAGGGCGGGUGUACGGAAACGCAAUGCUGGCAAAGGCACGGAUUGAUUUGGAAGCGGGGGGUGGGUGGGUGCCGGGGGGCUUUCUUGGGUCUCUCGGACCCUCCUCCAUCCAGCCUCCCCGGCCCAAAUGGGGAACCACAACUGGGACACACCCUCUUGCGAGCGGUGAAGAGUUGGCCAUCCAAGGAGACGCUCUGCGCGGAGUAUCUGCGGACCUUCAACCUUGUAGUUUCUCACUUUUUCUUCUUUUUUUUUUUAAAUUUUGAAGGUCUGGAUAAAUUUGCUUGACUCUUUUGAUUGACGUAGAUCAAAGUGGAAAAAAACAACAAGGGACGGAGGGAAGUUGGAAAUGGGUGUAAACUAUCCUUUUUUUAAGAAAAAAGAAAACGUGGGUUCUGGGUUUUUGGUUGUUUUUUUUGUACAUACGAGAUUAAAUAGCCUGUUUUUGAUUGAAAACCAUCAGCCACCCCUUUAACUUGCAGAUUAAAUUUGUUGAUUCCC
Molecule: messenger RNA, 2386 nt
Organism: Pseudonaja textilis
Lineage: Eukaryota; Metazoa; Chordata; Lepidosauria; Squamata; Elapidae
Source: RefSeq, a predicted model, not a curated record